Messenger RNA from Cariama cristata (Red-legged seriema), 1338 nucleotides. RefSeq names its product neuropeptide Y receptor type 2-like. The transcript has a single exon. Gene Ontology annotation, biological process: G protein-coupled receptor signaling pathway. Gene Ontology annotation, cellular component: membrane. The coding region runs from base 1 to 1164 and encodes 387 amino acids. Gene Ontology annotation, molecular function: neuropeptide Y receptor activity. The record is from RefSeq and is a predicted model, not a curated record. NCBI's taxonomy places the organism in Eukaryota, Metazoa, Chordata, Aves, Cariamiformes, Cariamidae.
AUGGGACCGUUGGAGGAAGCCAACAGCACCCUCAUUGUGGAGAAGACAGCAUUAGACGAGAAGCUGCCGCAGGGCUGGCAUGCCAAGGACUUUGUCACGCUUAGCCAGGAUCACUCUGGGUCCCACAGUGUUAUGAUGGACAGCACCAAGAUCCUGGGGGUUCAGGUUGUUCUGAUUGCCGCCUACUCUCUCAUCAUUCUGCUGGGGUUCAUCGGCAACUCCUUGGUCAUCUACAUCAUAGUGAAGUACAAGACCAUGAGGACUGUCACCAACUUCUUCAUAGCUAACCUGGCCCUGGCAGAUCUGAUGGUGGACACACUCUGUCUGCCUUUCACCCUAGUGUACACGCUGCUGGAUGAGUGGAAGUUUGGAGCUGUUCUUUGCCAUCUGGUUCCUUAUGCUCAAGCUCUGAGUGUCCAUGUGUCCACUCUCACCCUAACUGUGAUUGCCCUGGAUAGGUAUCGGUGUAUUGUUUUCCACCUGGACAGCAGGAUUUCCAAGAGGCUCAGCUUCACCAUCAUAGCUGUCAUGUGGCUAGCAGCAGCUGUCCUAGCAGGUCCUCUGGCCAUCUUCAGAGAGUACCGAUACGAGGAAAUCCCAUCCAUCAACCUCAAAAUGGCUGUCUGCUCAGAAAAAUGGCCUUCUGGUAAUAACAGAGAUGCCACUAUCUACAGUCUGUCCAUGCUCCUCCUGCAAUAUGUUUUUCCUCUUGCAAUUAUUUGUUAUGCCUAUACCAGGAUCUGGUUCAAGCUGAAAAACCAUGUCAGUCCCACUUCUAGGAAUGAAAACCAGUGCCGGAGGAGGAAGACAACCAAAAUGCUAGUGAUGGUAGUUGUGGUAUUUGCAGUCUGUUGGCUCCCCUUCCACAUAUUCCAGCUUGCCAUUGAUCUCGAUCUGGUUCUUAUCUUCCAUGAGUACAAACUCCUGUACAGUGUCUUCCAUGUCGGGGCCAUGUGCUCUACAUUUGUCAACCCCCUGCUCUACGGAUGGAUGAACAAGAACUACCGGAAUGGCUUCCUUAUGUUCUUCCGUUGCCAGAACAAGCCAGAAAGCAUCCACACUGAAGGCUCAGUUAGAGGGAGGUCGUACAUCUUCAGGGCCAACACUCUAAAUGGGAGCAUCAAACAGACUCCUGGCAAUGGACCACUGCCCACAGAGGUUUAGGGAUGGGACAUCCACUGCCUGGACUGAGGCUGACUGAGCUCAGAGACAUUCUUGGGUGAACGCCUUUUUUUGGCAGAACAUUGUGUUGCCAAAACAUUAUAGCUACCGCAGCCACAUAGAAAUACCCCCCUGUAUUUCUCAGAACAAUAAAUCUGGUGUAUUUCUGUCUGACCA